AGGGGGUUCCCAUGGCGCCUGCGAGGCCUCUGCUCGGGCCGCUCCCGGAACCUGCGCUUCAGGGGGCCUGGUCCGCCGCCCCCAGCAGGAGCAAAACAAGAGCACGCGCACCUGCCGGCCCGCCAGCCCCCUUGGUGCCGGCCAAUCGCGCGCGCGGGGCGGGGCGGGGCCGGGCGCGCUGGAACCAGAGCCCGAGCCGGAUCCCAGCCGGAGCCCGAGCGCAGCCCGCACCUCGCGCAGCGGCCGAGCCGGGAACCAGCGCAGCCUCGGCCUCGCAGCUCAAACCUUGUCCGCGCCGCCGCCGCCGCCGCCCCCGGGGCAUGGCCUGUCUGAUGGCCGCUUUCUCGGUCGGCACCGCCAUGAAUGCCAGCAGUUACUCCGCAGAGAUGACGGAGCCCAAGUCGGUGUGUGUCUCGGUGGAUGAGGUCGUGUCCAGCAACAUGGAGGCCACUGAGACGGACCUGCUGAAUGGGCAUCUGAAAAAAGUAGAUAAUAACCUCACGGAAGCCCAGCGCUUCUCCUCCUUGCCUCGGAGGGCAGCUGUGAACAUUGAAUUCAGGGACCUUUCCUACUCGGUUCCUGAAGGACCCUGGUGGAGGAAGAAAGGAUACAAGACCCUUCUGAAAGGAAUUUCCGGGAAGUUCAGUAGUGGUGAGCUGGUGGCCAUUAUGGGUCCUUCCGGGGCCGGGAAGUCCACACUGAUGAACAUCCUGGCUGGAUACAGGGAGACGGGCAUGAAGGGGGCCGUCCUCAUCAACGGCCUGCCCCGGGACCUGCGCUGCUUCCGGAAGGUGUCCUGCUACAUCAUGCAGGACGACAUGCUGCUGCCGCACCUCACUGUGCAGGAGGCCAUGAUGGUGUCGGCACAUCUGAAGCUUCAGGAGAAGGAUGAAGGCAGAAGGGAGAUGGUCAAGGAGAUACUGACAGCGCUGGGCUUGCUGUCUUGCGCCAACACGCGGACCGGGAGCCUGUCAGGUGGUCAGCGCAAGCGCUUGGCCAUCGCGCUGGAGCUGGUGAACAACCCUCCCGUCAUGUUCUUCGAUGAGCCCACCAGCGGCCUGGACAGCGCCUCCUGCUUCCAGGUGGUCUCGCUGAUGAAAGGGCUCGCUCAAGGGGGUCGCUCCAUCAUUUGCACCAUCCACCAGCCCAGCGCCAAACUCUUCGAGCUGUUCGACCAGCUUUAUGUCCUGAGUCAAGGACAAUGUGUGUACCGGGGAAAAGUCUGCAAUCUUGUGCCAUAUUUGAGGGAUUUGGGUCUGAACUGCCCAACCUACCACAACCCAGCAGAUUUUGUCAUGGAGGUUGCAUCCGGCGAGUACGGUGAUCAGAACAGUCGGCUGGUGAGAGCGGUUCGGGAGGGCAUGUGUGACUCCGACCACAAGAGAGACCUCGGGGGUGAUGCCGAGGUGAACCCUUUUCUUUGGCACCGGCCCUCUGAAGAGGUAAAGCAGACAAAACGAUUAAAGGGGUUGAGAAAGGACUCCUCGUCCAUGGAAGGCUGCCACAGCUUCUCUGCCAGCUGCCUCACGCAGUUCUGCAUCCUCUUCAAGAGGACCUUCCUGAGCAUCAUGAGAGACUCGGUCCUGACACACCUGCGCAUCACCUCGCACAUUGGGAUCGGCCUCCUCAUUGGCCUGCUGUACUUGGGGAUCGGGAACGAAGCCAAGAAGGUCUUGAGCAACUCCGGCUUCCUCUUCUUCUCCAUGCUGUUCCUCAUGUUCGCGGCCCUCAUGCCCACUGUUCUGACAUUUCCCCUGGAGAUGGGAGUCUUUCUUCGGGAACACCUGAACUACUGGUACAGCCUGAAGGCCUACUACCUAGCCAAGACCAUGGCGGACGUGCCCUUUCAGAUCAUGUUCCCAGUGGCCUACUGCAGCAUCGUGUACUGGAUGACGUCGCAGCCGUCCGACGCCGUGCGCUUUGUGCUGUUUGCCGCGCUGGGCACCAUGACCUCCCUGGUGGCACAGUCCUUGGGCCUGCUGAUCGGAGCCGCCUCCACAUCCCUCCAGGUAGCCACCUUCGUGGGUCCGGUGACGGCCAUCCCGGUGCUCCUGUUCUCGGGGUUCUUCGUCAGCUUCGACACCAUCCCCACGUACCUACAGUGGAUGUCCUACAUCUCCUAUGUCAGGUAUGGGUUCGAAGGGGUCAUCCUCUCCAUCUACGGCUUAGACCGGGAAGAUCUGCACUGUGACAUCGACGAGACGUGCCACUUCCAGAAGUCAGAGGCCAUCCUGCGGGAGCUGGACGUGGAAAAUGCCAAGCUCUACCUGGACUUCAUCGUACUCGGGAUUUUCUUCAUCUCCCUCCGCCUCAUUGCCUAUUUUGUCCUCAGGGUGAAGUGGAGUAGGUGAGGAUUCUGCAGUCGACGCCCCAGGAUGGCUUUGCUCAGCCCUCCCCUGUAGACUGGAGGAAAGCCUACUGCCAAGGGAGGAGAGGAUGCAUCUGUCCUAGGCACAGCCGGCCUCGCUCUUCCAGGUUCAGCAAGGGUCCCUGGUUGGGCAUUUUCCUCGUAACCUUUGGCAGCAUUGGCUCAAAUGCCGUUGUUUACCUUCCCAGAUAUUUCCCCGCUGCUUUUUGUGUUAAAGUAGUUUGGUAAAAUGCCUUAUUCCAAUGACCUAAGAUAACAUCAAGCAACUCACUGGUUUACUUUUCUAACUAGCUGUGGUUAAGAGGCACACGGCAAUGUGCUAUCUUUCACAUGUUGGACGUUCAACCCAGACCAACUCCCCAAAUCUAAUUUGUUUCAGUAAUUUCUGAAUGCAUUGACCCAGAUAUUCCUUUUGUCUCUGAUUGAGUUUCUUCCGUUAGAAGGAAGGAUUAAACCUUGGAUAAAGGAUUGGCAGCCGCCCCAGUGGUUAGCAGAGGUGAAAAUGGAGGUUUCAGUGAACCUGCUGGGGCCUUUUGCCUUUAUCCUCAUCCAGAGCAUUUUGUGCCUCUCUUUCUUCUCCUCUGGCUGAAUAUCCACUGGAGACUGAAUUCUCCAAAACUCCCUGUGUGGGUGAAGUGGGAAGCUGUCCCCAGGAAGGGGAGUAACUGUGCAAAGUUUUAUGCAGUCGGUGCUAGAAUUGGAUUACAUCACCUGGGGGAGGCGCCUUCAGGACCAGGAAAUGGUACAUGGAGCUUUGAGGUGAAAACUCAUCUUAGAAACCCAUAAAAAGUUAUUCCCCCAGCCUGACAUCAGGGACAGACCACACCCAUGGGGCAGAAACCAGGCUUGGUUGUUGCAGUGGGAAGAGAAGGCACGACUCUGGUGCACCGAGCACCUUUCCUCGUGGCUGUUUCCAGGCACUAGGCUGGAUGUCCUCGGAACCCCCUGUCCCCUGCCCACUCCUCAAACCCUUACCCACCCCUCUCGCCUGGUGCUGUCCCAGGCCCUGGGGGUGAGGGGGAGGGGACUCCAACGUGGGCUUGCCCUCCAGUGUGGUGGGAGGGAACCGCGUGUCCACUUGGCUUAGCCGUGUUCAUGGUGCAGAUGUGGAACGCGGAGGUGAGGAGAGGCUCCGUGACGUCCCCAGGGCCCCAGAACGAGGAAGGAGCAGAGUUGGGAUUCCAGCCCAGUUGGACCCUGAAGUCCCUGUUUUGUUUACUGCCGCCUGUUCAUGGCAUAUGAAUGUAUCUGAGAUGCUUUGUAAGGCAUAAAGUGCAAUACUAGCUUAGUGGCUGUUCGUUCAGUGAUUCCUUCUGUCACCAAACAGAUGGCUGAGAUGAGAGGGCAACCCAAGCCUAACGCCCUUCAGUGGCCUUGCGUCAGAGUGCUCAUGACAGGUACCUCUCCAUGGAGAGGGGCUGUCCUCUGCCCUUGCCUGCUCCUCCUAUUGCAACAAUCCUGUGGACUAGCUCAGGCUCUAGAGGGGCUGGUGUGUGUGUGUGUGUGUGUGUGUGUAUGGUGUGUAUGUGUCUACCUACACACAAGCACAUGUGCACACAUGCACACAUGCAUGCAAGCAUACGCACACACAUACAUGCACACACAUGCACAUGGACACACAUACAUGCACAUGCAUGCAUAUGGACACACAUACAUGCAGGUGUGCAGACUUGGCUCCGGGCGUGUGUCUGAUCGUAUUAUUCUAUGAUAUUUCCCUCAUCUCCAUACAAUACCAGCUUCUGAAUCCUCAAUCAGCCUUUACAGCAAGAAGAAAAGAAAAACCUCUCUCAUUCCAGGUCUGUGGUGCAGAUGGGAAAAGUGUAGUCAAAACCCAUUAAGGCUUUAGUCAAAUGCCAGCCGAAUGAGAACACAAUGAACGUUAGACAAAACAACCCAACUGGGCAGGCGGGGGAGGUGCAGAGUGUAUAAAGUUAGAUACUUUUAAGGAAUAAAGACUCUAAUAAAAUAUUUUAUAUAAAACUUUUUACCUGUGUUCAGCAUCAGAUGCUUCAAGUGAUUGGCUUUGCAUUCUCCUAAGUCGAUGGAUUCUUAGGCUGCGUCUAGAAUGCGUUUGUUGUCCCUCUGGGAAGAGCACUGAUUUGUCACUCAUGUUCUGGUCCAAGACGUGGCUGUAGAUGAGCCCUUUCUCGAUGAUGCUCAUGUAUUAUGUUGAAUUGUCUUAAAGUUUUGUGUUUUCUGUUCUCCCAGAAUCCUCACCCAUGUCCUCCUGCCUCGUGGCAUUGGCCAUGACCUCGAAAUGUGCCUGGAGGAGGCUCGCGGCAGGGCUAGCAGGAGGGCACUGGGCCACAUCUCCCCUUUGGUCCUCUCCACCCUUGCAGGGGGUCCCUCAACCCGGGCUCUGGGGCAGUAGCUGGGGCAGGGCGACGUCGUUUCUUCCUUACUCUGCUUUGCUGGAAACCCAUCUCCCAGGCUCAGCUCUGUAGAGGCAGCUGCUAGUGGGGAAAGCGGCCCCUCUCGAGGGUUUGGUCCCAAAGUUGAGGUGAGCAGGGCCUAGCAGUUGCUCGGUGUUAUGUGCUGCAUUAGCCCAUGGCUCCCCGAGCUCCAGCCAGGCAGUGACCCUCAGAGUGAGGACUUCCCGGGACAGCAGCGGCUUAGAACCGGGCUUUCAAAUCCAGCUUCCCUCCCACCUCUGGGACACAGAGCAGAGAGCCAGGCUGGGUGAGGUCACAGAAUCGACCUGCAGUGGCCCCUGCACUCCUCCUAUGGCGGGCAGGCACAAUCGGAGGCUGCCCCAGGCGUGCACACAAGCUCGCGACGCACACUUUGCUUCCCCCUCGCCUCGGUAAGCCCAGCCUCUCUGGACUGCCCGGCCGCCCUGAGUCCCAGUAAUGUUAAAGUCACGAUCCUUUCCGAGCCACUGUGCCUGGGCUGUCCCGUCAGGGAGAUUCCUCCAAAAUCAUCGCCCCCUGCAAAGACACGGGCUUCUGAUGUCCACGUGUGGGGUGACCUUUUUGGGGAGCCUCCCUGGGACCAGAAGCAGGGAAGAAGUAAGAGACCCUGCACCCCCAUGGCACAGUCUAAUUUUCACUUACAAGCUCCAUUCAGGCUGUCCUUAAAAUCCACGUGUCCUGGGCAGGAAGGAAAUGUGGGCACAGGCACACACGCACAUCCUUCUGCUGUGCUGGCCUAAAGUUCCUAAAAGCUAUCCUACAUCCUGCCCGUUUGCUUUUUCCAUAUUUGAGGAAACAGAAGGGUUCAGCCUUAGCCCAGUUUUUUAUGUUAUCUCUGAACAGGCCAACCGAAAUCACCUCUCACACAGACACGUGUGGCCUGCCCCAGUGUGCCCGAGGCCCACCCAGGAACCCUGCUUUGCUUGGGGUUUAUGUGAAUGACACACAUGUGAGCAGAGGCUGGGGUUAGGACACUGAGGCUUCCCUGUUCUCAGAAACAGUCUCGUGGCAUCAAAAGGAGAAAAUUGUCCACGCCACUGGCUACCACAUUCCAGCCUGGCAAGGGGUUACUGUUUAUAGAGGCACCGUUUGGGGGCUUUCCCAUGUAGAAUGGCCAUUGUAAAGCUGAAGAGAAAGGAACAGAAGCACAAAAGCACCUUCAUUCUUCACAAACACAGGCAGAGGCUGCCGGCUGGAUGAGGGCUCUGCGUUUUGAGGGCGUGCUGGACCCGCUGGCAGAGCCAACCCUGAGGGGCUUCUCUGCAGCUGUGGGCUAAGCUUGCCCGAGCCCCUCCCCUUUUCCAGAAGGCCACCCCCAUGGCCACCUGCCUUUCAGGUCCAGGUUGAGGACACAGCCACGGGCACAUAUGUGUUUAUUUUACUGGAGUUCAUGGUUUUGGGGACAGUCUUCUAGCCCCCGAGAUCUCGGGAAAGGCAUGAGCUCAAGCCACAUACCCAAAAAGUAGCAAAACUCAAAAUUAUUACUUUCAGCUGUUUUCUCUCAAUAGUGCGCCACCAUCGUCUGUGUGUCUGCACUGAACAAACAUACGAGAGAAUCUGGCUGAUCACUUUGAGUGCCUUUGGCCGAAACUUUGCACAUGACUUUAAACGUGGGCCUGAUACUGCACACAGUAAGAAAUGCUUUUUAUUUUAUGGUCCCUGAGGUUACGAGAUCAGAUCUCUGGAAAUGUGUCAGCCACCUGCUGUUACCUCUGACCCAUGUGGUCCAUUACCAUGAGGGCUGGUGAGUGGGGCAGAGAUGCUGAGGCCUGGCUGGCGAGCCCCCGAGCAGUGAGGCAGGACCCUCCCUGGUGGCCUGUGUGGGGGCCAGUCUUCUAGUCCCCCAGACAAAUCUCCCUUUAAGGAGGCUUCUGAAGCUCUGAGUGCCGGCGCUCAGCAUUAAUUUGACUCUUCACUGCUCACUGCACCUGCCUACGAGCUUCUAGAAAACAGCUUGCCCAGUGAGAGUGCUGCAGCUGAGGCAGCAGCAGACAUGUCCGUCUCUGGGGAAGUUACCCAAACAAUCGUGCCUCUUAGGGGGGCCCUAAUGGGCCCCCUCCUGCGGGUUGAAAUGCAUCUGGCUUUGAAGGGGAAGGUUAGGAAAUUAUGAAGUACGUGGGUUUAGGGUUGACAACCCCAUAUCCAUGGACUCCUGGAGAUCUCUGAACGUCACCUAAUCUGAAUGGUACCACAGUUUGGUUUAUCUGAAAAUAUAGUAGUAACCAUGGCAGUGAUUUCAUUUUUACACCUUUGCAUUUUUACAUGUCUGUCAUUGUGCAUCUUGGGGUCUCUUUUCCAUGACCUACCAGCUUCCUAAGCUUAAUAAUCAGUAUCUCACUAUUAUGUCAUUGGCCAACUAAAAACAGUAGCAAAACAUCCUAUGAUCCAAAUUGCUAAUAAAAUAGGCCACCACACCCACACACUGGGGACUUCCCAUUUUUAUAGUCUUAUCCUCCCACCUGGAGGGUGUGAAUGGGGAUCAGUUUUUCAAUAGAACAUGUAUGUCUGGUAAGUUAAUAUGUGUAGCUGACCCCUUUGCCUUUGUUUUUAUAUAUUUGUGUUUUUCUUUUGUAGACAUAUUGAUGCAAUACCUGUUCAUAGUUGAAUCUGUUACAAAUUGUUACCUUUUAUUUGAUGAAGAACUAUUUAAAGAUUUUCCUUUGUUAUUCUAAAGCAAAAGUCAGUGCAAGUAACUCUAAUCAGCGUGCAAACGUGUACAUACAUCUGUAUAUCUGCUAUGUAAUUAUAUAAUGUUUUUAUAAUGCUGUGUGGAUAACUUUUCACUGAUUUAGUUACUUGACUGUAGGAAACACUGUUGCUUUGCACGCUGUGAGAGGUUUGCACUGUUACAGAUGAAGGCAACAUAUUUACAUAUGUACAUGUAUAUACAUAUAUAUAAAUUCAAAAAUAACAUCGGC
Messenger RNA from Symphalangus syndactylus (siamang), 7697 nucleotides. It is a transcript of the gene ABCG1, whose product is annotated as ATP binding cassette subfamily G member 1. Gene Ontology annotation, cellular component: plasma membrane. The record is from RefSeq and is a predicted model, not a curated record. Gene Ontology annotation, biological process: transmembrane transport; cholesterol homeostasis; cholesterol efflux. Gene Ontology annotation, molecular function: ATP binding; ABC-type sterol transporter activity; ATP hydrolysis activity. NCBI's taxonomy places the organism in Eukaryota, Metazoa, Chordata, Mammalia, Primates, Hylobatidae.